AUGGUCUCGUUCUCCUCCCCCGGCGAGCCCAAGUCCGCCCUGCCGCUGCGCUCUCUCUCCAACCACAGCUCGUCCUUUGCGCCCGGCUCGCUCGUUCUCGACGACGAUGACGAGCCCAAGCCCAGCGCCUGGCGGAACUUCGUCGACAGCUUCCGUCGCGACCCCAACGGCCAUGUCUCCAAGCCCGGCCAGAUGGGCGUCGACGGCAAGCUGUUUGACCUCGAGGGCGCUGCCGCCAACACCGCCUCGUCGCCCUUGCAGCGGAAGCUCAAGUGUCGCCAUCUGCAGAUGAUUGCCAUCGGUGGCUCGAUCGGAACGGGGUUGUUUGUGAAUUCUGGAAAAUCCCUUGCCAUGGGCGGCCCGGCUUCCCUGCUGAUGGCCUUCACACUUAUCGGUGUCAUGCUAUACUCGACCGUGCAGGCCUUGGGCGAGAUGGCUGUCGUGUUUCCCGUCGCCGGCUCUUUUUCCGCCUUUUCCACUCGCUUUUUGGAUCCUGCCUGGGGCUUUGCCAUGGGUUGGAACUACGCACUACAGUGGCUGAUCACACUGCCCUUGGAAAUUGUCGCGGCGUCAGUCACUGUGUCGUAUUGGCCUUCUAACAUUUCGCCCGCUGCGUGGGUGACCAUCUUCUAUGUGCUGAUUGUCAUGAUCAACUUGUUCGGCGUCAGGACCUAUGGCGAGGCCGAAUUUGUGUUCUCCAUCAUCAAGGUGAUUGCUGUCAUUGGUUUUAUUAUUUUGGGAAUCGUAUUAAACAUUGGUGGUGGCCCCGGCGGGACAUAUAUCGGUGGCCGCUACUGGCGGGACCCAGGUGCUUUCAACCACGGGUUUAAGGGGCUCUGCAGCUGCUUUGUCAAUGCGGCUUUUGCAUUCACUGGAACGGAGCUCGUUGGCCUGGCUGCCGCCGAAGCUGCAAACCCCCGCAAAGCACUCCCAACCGCCGUGAAGCAAGUCUUCUGGAGAAUCACACUUUUCUACAUUGUCGCGCUCACUCUUGUUGGUCUUCUCGUCCCCUACACCGACCCGCGUUUACUACGGCCCGAUAACCAGGCCGAUGCCAAAGCCUCCCCCUUUGUCAUUGCCAUUAAAAACGCCGGCAUCGAAGGGCUGGACUCUGUUAUGAACGUGGUGAUCAUGAUCGCCAUUCUUUCCGUCGGAAACUCCUCUAUCUACGGCUCCUCACGCACCCUAGCUGCCCUGGCCGAGCAGCACCAAGCCCCCCGUUUCCUCGCCUACAUCGACCGCAGAGGCCGCCCCUUAUUCGCCAUCGGCAUUGCGUCUCUACUGGGCCUCCUUGGCUUCCUCGCCGCCUCCUCCAGACAGCAAGAGGUGUUCACCUGGAUGAUUGCCAUCUCCAGUCUCUCGUCCAUCUUCACAUGGGGCUCUAUCUGCCUGGCACACAUCCGCUUCCGGCGCGGCUGGGCGGUCCAAGGCCACACGCUCGACGAACUCGCAUUCACCUCUCAACCGGGCGUGAUCGGUUCGUGGGUGGGAUUGAUCUUCAACAUCCUCGUGCUCGUCGCGCAGUUCUGGGUGGGCAUCGCGCCGAUUAUCCUCAACGAGGGAUCCAAUCCUUCGCUGGCGCGCGCGAAAAACUGGUUCUCGGUCUAUCUCACCGGUCCUAUUGUGAUUCUGUUCUACGUCCCGUAUAAGCUGUGGUUUAGGACGAAAAUCGUCCGUGCGAGAAAUAUGGACCUGAAGACUGGCCGGCGCGAUCUAGAUAUCGCGCAUCUGAUCGCGGAGGAGCGUGCUGAGCGGGCGGGCUGGCCGGUGUGGAAAAAGGUCUUCCAUUUUUUCUGCUAA
Messenger RNA from Ophidiomyces ophidiicola, 1800 nucleotides. RefSeq names its product histidine permease. Gene Ontology annotation, molecular function: amino acid transmembrane transporter activity. The transcript has 3 exons. Gene Ontology annotation, biological process: amino acid transmembrane transport. The record is from RefSeq and is a predicted model, not a curated record. Gene Ontology annotation, cellular component: membrane. The coding region runs from base 1 to 1800 and encodes 599 amino acids. NCBI's taxonomy places the organism in Eukaryota, Fungi, Ascomycota, Eurotiomycetes, Onygenales, Onygenaceae.